Molecule: messenger RNA, 381 nt
Organism: Pieris macdunnoughi
Lineage: Eukaryota; Metazoa; Arthropoda; Insecta; Lepidoptera; Pieridae
Source: the annotation of a GenBank genome assembly
AUGAAAGGGACAAGUUACCGUGAAGCUAUAAGCACAAAAGAAAGACUGGCAGUGGCUCUCAGAUUUUUAGCCACAGGGAAUUCAUUUACAUCAUUGGCAUUUAAUUUUCGAAUGGGAUUCAGCACCGUGCGAGAAAUUGUACGCGAUGUCUGCGAAACAAUUUGGAAUAAAUUGAGCCCAAUGUACAUGCCAGAACCUACACCGUUGAUGUGGGAAAAAUCUGAAGAGGGAUUUAGAAGUUACUGGAAUUUUCCUAAUUGCUGUGGUGCAUUGGACGGAAAACAUGUAAAUAUCACUUGUCCAAUAAACGGUGGUUCAGAUUUUUGGAAUUAUAAAGGUGAAAAUUCAAUAGUGCUGCUGGCAUUAGUGGAUCCUAAAUAA